Messenger RNA from Aspergillus puulaauensis, 300 nucleotides. RefSeq lists its product as uncharacterized. The record is from RefSeq and is a predicted model, not a curated record. The transcript has a single exon. The coding region runs from base 1 to 300 and encodes 99 amino acids. NCBI's taxonomy places the organism in Eukaryota, Fungi, Ascomycota, Eurotiomycetes, Eurotiales, Aspergillaceae.
AUGCCACGAAAACCGCGUAAAACGAAGCAAGAAUUGAUAGAGCAGGAGGGCAGGAUUGAAUGCGCGAUUCGCGAUUUAAAGAACGGAAAAAUCUCUAAUAUCGAGCAAGCUAUACAUGCCUACAACCUACCGCCCCAAACCCUACGUGAUCGGUUGAAGGGACACCCUUCUCGAGCAGAACUCCGUAACCACAACCACAGGCUAUCUGAGCGCCAGGAGAAGGCACUAAUAGGAUGGAUAGUAUCUUUAGAUAUUCGUGGUGCACCUCCUAGGUACUUCCAGGUACGAGAGAUGGCAUAA